AUGGUUAAUUUAGCAAUAUUAACCAAGUUUAAUCCAACAAUAUCAUGCUUUAAAGGAGUUUCAUUAUUGUUAUUAUGUACAAAUCCAAGAAUAAAGCUUAUAUUAUGUGAAGGUAACACAAAAGUGUUAAAAGGGCGUACAAAAAUCAAAGCAGGAGAGAUCAUGUUUGAGUUCCCGGAUUGUGUAGUUUGUCACGCAGACUCCUUCAUUCUAGGCCGUCCGAUCCCAGUCCUAGCAAUCCACGACUACCUCGUGGCUGGCCGUACAUACUUCGUCCUCCCCCUUGACCGCCUUCCUCGUGGUGGACCACCCCUCUCCACGGCCUCCUUGCAGUCCCUCUCAACUCCUUCUCCUAACAACAACGGUAACAGUAACAAUAUUAUUAGUAGUUGCCCUAGUAAAAGUAACAAUAAUUAUUGUAAGUUGUUUAGUGGUGGUAAUGACAAUGGUAAUAAGAGUCCUUUUGAGUAUAUUAAGGAUAAAGAUGGUAGAGUACUUAUGAUUAAGGUUGUACCUGAGUUUAUUACUAGGAUAAUUAGUGCUAAUAAUAACAGUCCAUCUACUAGUCCUAAUAAUAAUACACUUAUAUGUACCACACCGGAGUUGCAAAAACAAUAUGAACAACUUGUUAGGGCUAAAGAUCAAGGAUGGUCUCCAAAACUCGAAACGAUUUCCGAGCACAAGAUGAGAGCUUCUCCUUCUAAGUUAUUGAGGUUGGAAUGGAUACAAAUCAAGCAAAAAUAA
Messenger RNA from Chenopodium quinoa (quinoa), 744 nucleotides. RefSeq lists its product as uncharacterized. NCBI's taxonomy places the organism in Eukaryota, Viridiplantae, Streptophyta, Magnoliopsida, Caryophyllales, Amaranthaceae. The transcript has a single exon. The record is from RefSeq and is a predicted model, not a curated record. Bases 1 to 744 code for a protein of 247 amino acids.